Molecule: messenger RNA, 969 nt
Organism: Halichondria panicea
Lineage: Eukaryota; Metazoa; Porifera; Demospongiae; Suberitida; Halichondriidae
Product: methylthioribulose-1-phosphate dehydratase-like
Exons: 9
Coding region: 118-795 (225 amino acids)
Cellular component (GO): cytoplasm
Molecular function (GO): methylthioribulose 1-phosphate dehydratase activity; metal ion binding
Source: RefSeq, a predicted model, not a curated record
UCCUUUUUGUGACUGUCAACCACGUGGUUAAAGUACAGCUGAGCUCAGCAGCUUUUCUCUCUGGUUCAAUGGUUUUCUGGGGCUGUGCUAGCUAGCCAUAUCCAUAAGCUGUAAAGUAUGAAUGAGGAACAGUACAUGUAUCACAAGGAACACCCACGUCUGCUAAUCCCUGAGCUGUGUAGGUUGUUCUAUUCUCUAGGAUGGGUUACAGGCACUGGUGGAGGAAUUACCAUCAAGUUAGGAGAUGAGAUAUACAUCGCACCAUCAGCUGUACAGAAAGAGCGAAUAAAGCCUGAGGACUUGUUUGUGUGUGACAUAGACGGAAAAGAUAUCGCUGUACCAUCUCCUAGUAAGCAACUGAGGAAGAGUCAGUGCACACCUCUGUUCAUGGCUGCCUACAGAAUGAGAAAUGCCGGGGCGGUCAUCCACACCCACUCCAAGUCGGCAGUGAUGGCCACCCUCUUCUACCCGGGCACAGAGUUCCGAGUGACCCACUUGGAGAUGAUAAAAGGGAUCAGACGUGGGGAGAGUGGGGGGAACCUGCGAUACAACGAGGAGCUGGUGGUACCUAUUAUUGAGAACACACCAGAGGAGAAGGACUUGGAGGAUCGUCUAGUGCAAGCAAUCACUGCCUACCCUGAAACCUGUGCAGUGCUGGUGAGGAGACAUGGAGUGUACGUGUGGGGAGAGAGUUGGCAAAAGGCAAAGACAAUGAGUGAGUGUUACGACUAUUUGUUUGAUAUUGCUGUCCAAAUGAAGCAAAGUGGCUUAGACCCCACUAAGCCCCCCUCCUGAUUGACCACACCCUAUAUAUAAACUCUGUUGUAUUAUUUGGACAGCUAGUGCACACGGUUUCCUCCGAGUUGAUUGUAUUGUUAUAUAGUUGAGGUUUUGUCUAAUGUCGUUCAUCAGCUUUUCCUGGUUUUGCAUAAUACAUGCCACUGUGAUUGUUUCUAACAAUCAGGUACA